Messenger RNA from Emiliania huxleyi CCMP1516, 2711 nucleotides. RefSeq lists its product as hypothetical. The coding region runs from base 1 to 2478 and encodes 825 amino acids. Gene Ontology annotation, molecular function: small GTPase binding; GTPase activator activity. The transcript is spliced from 4 exons. The record is from RefSeq and is a predicted model, not a curated record. Gene Ontology annotation, biological process: activation of GTPase activity; nucleocytoplasmic transport. Lineage: Eukaryota; Haptophyta; Isochrysidales; Noelaerhabdaceae. Gene Ontology annotation, cellular component: cytosol; perinuclear region of cytoplasm; nucleus.
AUGGGCGUGUCCACGUUGGAGCCAGAGGGCUGCCUCGGCACGCUCUACUCCCACCCGCAGACGACCGUGCUGCGGCUGACCUCCUUCCCGGACGGCCACGAGACGGAGGACCAGGCAGAGGGCACCAACGUGGCCAAGUACGUUGACCGCGGCUGGUGCGCCACCGAGAGCGCCUGGUCGAGCCUGACCAAGGCCGGCGCCCUCUCGCUCGACCUCGGCUUGAUGCGCGACGGCGAGGAGUACGACUACUACAGCCUCCGACACGAAUGCACCAAGGGUGGCGGCCGGCGCCCUCCGCUGCUGCCCUCUGCGUUCGCGGCGGAGCUGGAGACGAAGAGCUUCACCAACGGCAAGGACGACAAGCCGCUGGUGAAGCAGCUGUACGAGGCCGCCUUCGAGGAGCAGUUUGGCAAGGCGACCAAGCUGGACUACCGCGGACUCGGAUGGGGCAACGCGGAGGCGGCGCAGCUGGCGGAGGUCCUCGCGAGCGGGGCAGUGCCGCGGCUCGAGGAGCUCGAUCUCGGCGACAACAAGAUCGGUGACGAGGGCUUCGAGGCGCUGGCCGCCGCCCUCGGCAAGGAGGGGGCAGUGCCGCGGCUCGAGCAGCUCUAUCUCGAAGGCAACAAGAUCGGCGACGAGGGCUGCAAGGCGCUGGCCGCCGCCCUCGGCAAGGAGGGGGCAGUGCCGCGGCUCGAGAAUCUCCAUCUCCGCUUCAACAAGAUCGGCGACGAGAGCUGCAAGGCGCUGGCCACCGCCCUCGGCAAGGAGGGGGCAGCGCCGCGGCUCGAGACGCUCGAGCUCGGCUUCAACCAGAUUGGCGACGAGAGCUGCAAGGCGCUGGCCGCCGCCCUCGGCAAGGAGGGGGCAGCGCCGCGGCUCGAGACGCUCGAGCUCGGCUUCAACCAGAUUGGCGACGAGGGCUGCAAGGCGCUGGCUGCCGCCCUCGGCAAGCGAAAGGAGGGGGCAGCGCCGCGGCUCAGGUGGCCUUAUCUCGAAGGCAACUUCCAGAUUGGCGACGAGGGCUGCAACGCGCUGGCCGCCGCCCUCGGCGAGGAGGCAGCGCCGGAGCUCGACGCGCUCGAGCUCUCCCAGUCCAGCCUGAGCAGGAUUGGCGACGAGGGCUGCAUUGCGCUGGCCGCCGCCCUCGGCAAGGAGGGGGCAGCGCAGCGGCUCGAGACGAUCUAUCUCGACGGCAACUCUCAGGUUGGCGACGAGGGCUGCAAGGCGCUAGCCGCCGCCCUCGGCAAGGAGGGGGCAGUGCCGCGGCUCAAGAAUCUCUAUCUCCGCGACAACCAGAUCGGUGACGAGGGCUGCAAGGCGCUGGCCGCCGCCCUCGGCAAGGAGGGGGCAGUGCCGCGGCUCGUGCGGCUAAGUCUCCCCGAGAACAAGAUCGGCGACGAGGGCUGCAAGGCGCUGGCCGCCGCUCUCAAGGAGGGGGCCGCCCCGAGCUUGAAGACGCUCCUCGUGGAUGGUCAGCCGGCCGAGCUGGCGGCGCUGUUCGAGGAGCAAGGCGCGGUAGAGUGCAAGGAGCUGGUGGCUGUGUGCGAGGAGCGCGGCAUCAACCUACCCAUGCAGACCGAGCUGAACUACGGCUUCCUCGGCUGGGGCGACGCGGAGGCGACGCAGCUGGCGGAGGUCCUCGCGAGCGGGCCGCGGCACUGGAAGCUCGAUCUCGAAGGCAACAAGAUCGGCGACGAGGGCUGCAAGGCGCUGGCCGCCGCCCUCGGCAAGGAGGGGGCAGCACCGCGGCUCAAGGAGCUAUGUCUCGGUCGCAACCAGAUCGGCGACGAGGGCUGCAAGGCGCUGGCCGCCGCCCUCGGCAAGGAGGGGGCAGCGCUGCGGCUCGAGACGAUCUAUCUCGACGGCAACUCUCAGGUUGGCGACGAGGGCUGCAAGGCGCUGGCCGCCGCCCUCGGCAAGGAGGGGGCAGUGCCGCGGCUCAAGAAUCUCUAUCUCCGCGACAACCAGAUCGGUGACGAGGGCUGCAAGGCGCUGGCCGCCGCCCUCGGCAAGGAGGGGGCAGUGCCGCGGCUCAAGAAUCUCUAUCUCCGCGACAACCAGAUCGGUGACGAGGGCUGCAAGGCGCUGGCCGCCGCCCUCGGCAAGGGGGCAGCGCCGCGGCUCGUGCGGCUAAGUCUCCCCGAGAACAAGAUCGGCGACGAGGGCUGCAAGGCGCUGGCCGCCGCUCUCAAGGAGGGGGCCGCCCCGAGCUUGAAGACGCUCCUCGUGGAUGGUCAGCCGGCCGAGCUGGCGGCGCUGUUCGAGGAGCAAGAGGAGAGGGCAGCGCCGCGGCUCGAGGAGCUCUGGCUCAACUCCAACAAGAUUGGCGACGAGGGCUGCAAGGCGCUGGCCGCCGCCCUUAAGGAGGGGGCCGCCCCGAGCUUGAAGAUGCUGGACAUGGGCUUUUUGUUCUUGUUCCACAACAAGAAGCCCGAGCUGGUGGCCGUAUGCGAGGAGCGCGGCAUCACGCUGCGCUGAGGGCCCUUGCUCCCGCCGCCGCGUGCUUAACUACGCAAGAAGCAGCUGGUGGCCGUGCGACGCGUGUGGCAUCGAGUUCGUCUGAGCCCCGGGCGGCAAGACGAGCGACGGGCCCGUCUCCAUGGCAAAAGAAGCGAUGUUGCGAUUCUCCCUGGAUCCCGUGUUGCGUGACUGCCUUUGUGCGAUUUCGGGCCCGGGGUUGUGCUUUUGUGUGAAGAACAGUCGCUCGGAAC